CAACAACAGAGUAGAGCUACUACAACUUUGACAUCCCGCUGCUGAAACACGCUGUCCUCUCUCUGUUGUUACCGACAAAAAGGACAUGUCACGGAAAGCCAAAGAAGAAUAUUACCGGUUCUUUACCGUCACCGACACACGCACACACGAGAAGGGGCACACGGAGUAUAAAGUGACAGCAAGGUUUGUGUCCAAGCGUCAUCCGGAAGAUGUGAAGGAGGUGGUCGUGUGGAGGAGGUUCUCAGAGCUGAAGAAGCUCCACGGAGAGUUGGCCUACACACACAGGAACCUGUUCAGACGACAGGAGGAGUUUCCUCCAUUUCCCCGUGCACAAGUUUUUGGAAGGUUUGAUGAGGCUGUGAUUGAGGAGAGGAGGAAUGCUGCAGAAGCUAUGCUACUAUUCACCACUACCAUACCUGCACUGUACAACAGCCCACAGCUCAAGGACUUCUUCAGAGGUGGUGAGGUCACGAGGCCUCUGGAUCCCACCAUCGUAGCCUCUGGUGGGCCUCUGCCCCCACCUCUCAUCCCCCUUCCCAAACGGAGAGCCUCAGACUGUGAGCCUGCAGAGGAAGAGGCGGGGAGGGAGGCACCCACUUUACCCCAAGAUCUUGGCACCAACGUGGGGUUAGAAGUGGGAGAACCGGAGGCGGCAGUUGAAGCCUACAGCGAAAUGGGAGGCUCUCCAAGAGAAGAAGAAGGAGGAGAAGAUGAGCUUAGUGAUACAGAGCUGGAUGACAGAGUCCCAUCUCCUGACCCAUCUCCUGACCCAUCUCCUGACCCAUCUCCAGCCAGAACCCACCAAUCACAGGAGUCUCAGGAAGAGUUUGAUUCCCUCUUCGACUCUGUGGCAGAAGAGCAUGUGCCCUUCCCAAAAGAGGAAGUUCCACCUCCACUGUCUGAUAAUGACCUGGCUGUCUUUGAUCCCUGCUACAAACAAGACAGAUCCGAUUCCUCCUGCGACCACUCAGAAUUGUUCUCACUGCCGUCAGCCAAUCUAGAAGGAGACGCGGGGUAUUUGAACCAAGCUGCUACUGAGCUAACAGCCGCCAUGGAGAAGGAGAAGGAGGGAGAAUUUAGCUCUGCCAUACGUAGAUACAGGACGGCGGUGGAUAUACUGAUCACUGGAGUACAGGGUGACCCAGAUCUGGCACGCAGGGAGUCUGUGAUGAGAAGGACAGCCCAGUACCUAAAACACACUGAGAUGUUGGUCGACAGGCACGCCUCGCCCACACACACUCACACACCUACGCACACACAUGCACAGGACCCAUAAUUACACACAUGCAUAUUUAUAUACACUGUUCACACGCAUGAAGACAGACAAGCUCAGGGUACGGACAUACACACAAACACGUACAUGUCUCACACAUAUGCAGACGCACACACACACAGUGAGAUUACGUGCUCAUUUGGACCGCAACCAUCACAAAUACUUUCUCAUAAAUACUACAUGGCGAUCACACUCACACUCCUGAGGUACACACUAUACUGCACACUGUUGUUUUAGCUGCCUUCGAUUAGUCAAAAGUAUUUGAUUGAUAAUAAUUUAAAAAUCUGGAAACUGAAAGUUACUGUCACCUUAAUCUCUCUCUCUCUCUCUCUGUUUCUCACUCUUUCUCUUUUGUCUAAUUUCUUUGCUAUAUUUUCUUGUUGAAUUCAGUAAUGUGUAUGUACAUUAAGUAAUGCAUUUUGCACAAUGUUUUGUUAAUAAACAUGAUUUUAAUUUA
Scomber scombrus (Atlantic mackerel) is the source of this 1730-nucleotide messenger RNA. RefSeq names its product sorting nexin 15 (gene snx15). The record is from RefSeq and is a predicted model, not a curated record. Gene Ontology annotation, molecular function: phosphatidylinositol binding. Bases 86 to 1276 code for a protein of 396 amino acids. The transcript is spliced from 7 exons. Lineage: Eukaryota; Metazoa; Chordata; Actinopteri; Scombriformes; Scombridae.